ACGUGCGGCCGGGAGGGGCGUUAGAGGCCGGGAGUCUGCAGGAAUGUAGUUAACUUGCAGGGGAAAGUUUCCCUCCGCGGAUGGCCGCGGAUCCUGUGCGGGCGGGCGCGCAGAGGAAGGAAGAGCCGGGAGGAGGCGGAGCCGCGAGCGGCUCGGGCGGGCGGUUCUCUCAACUUUAGUUUUGGCGUCUGAGGCGAGUUUCUGUCUCAGUCGGGCGCAGCCGCCGCCGGGGAAAAGAAAGGGAGGAAGGAAGGAAGGAACAAGAAGAGGAAAUAAGAGAGAAAGGGGGAGGGGAAAGGCAACUAGCUGUCCGGCAUCCGUCAAGGGCGUGAAGGAAAAAAGUUCUCGGGCGCGCAGGUCCGGGUCUCUCGCAGCCCCUCCCGAAGCGCAGCCGCCAGACCAGUGGAGCCGGGGCGCAGGGCGGGGGCGGAGGCGCCGGGGCGGGGGAUGCGGGGCCGCGGCGCAGCCCCCCGGCGCUGAGAGCAAGGCGAGCGCCGCUCCCGCCGCCCAGCGCCGCCGGCCCGCCACCCUCGCCGGUUCUCCCAUCUCGGCCCGUCGAGCCGGGGCGCCCGGGCGGAGCCCUUGCCCGCCUGGUCGGGGUGCGCGUCGGGGGAGGGAGAAACCAUGGAUCCCGGGCAGCAGCAGCCGCCGCCUCAGCCAGCCCCCCAGGGCCAAGGGCAGCCGCCCGCGCAGCCCCCCCAGGGGCAGGGCCCGCCGUCCGGGCCCGGGCAGCCGGCACCCCCGGGGUCCCAGGCGGCACCGCAGGCCCCCCCCGCCGGGCACCAGAUCGUGCACGUCCGGGGGGACUCGGAGACCGACCUGGAGGCGCUUUUCAACGCCGUCAUGAACCCCAAGACGGCCAACGUGCCCCAGACUGUGCCCAUGAGGCUCCGGAAGCUGCCUGACUCCUUCUUCAAGCCUCCAGAGCCCAAGUCCCACUCCCGACAGGCCAGUACUGAUGCAGGCACUGCAGGGGCCCUGACUCCACAGCAUGUUCGAGCUCAUUCCUCUCCAGCUUCCCUGCAGCUGGGAGCCGUAUCUCCUGGGACAUUGACACCCACGGGAGUAGUCUCUGGCCCAGCAGCUACACCCACUGCUCAACACCUUAGACAGUCUUCUUUUGAGAUACCUGAUGACGUACCUCUGCCAGCGGGCUGGGAGAUGGCAAAGACAUCUUCUGGUCAGAGAUACUUCUUAAAUCACAUAGAUCAAACAACAACAUGGCAGGACCCCAGGAAGGCCAUGCUCUCCCAGAUGAACGUCACAUCCCCUACCAGUCCACCAGUGCAGCAGAACAUGAUGAAUUCAGCCUCAGGUCCUCUUCCUGAUGGAUGGGAACAAGCCAUGACUCAGGAUGGAGAAAUAUACUAUAUAAACCAUAAGAACAAGACCACCUCUUGGCUAGACCCCAGGCUUGACCCUCGUUUUGGUAAAGCCAUGAACCAGAGAAUCAGUCAGAGUGCUCCAGUGAAACAGCCACCACCCCUGGCCCCCCAGAGCCCUCAGGGAGGAGUCAUGGGUGGUGGCAAUUCCAACCAGCAGCAACAGAUGCGGCUGCAGCAGUUGCAGAUGGAGAAAGAGAGACUGCGACUGAAGCAGCAAGAACUGCUUCGGCAGGUGAGGCCACAGGCAAUGCGGAAUAUCAAUCCCAGCACAGCAAAUUCUCCAAAAUGUCAGGAAUUAGCUCUCCGUAGCCAGUUACCAACACUGGAGCAGGAUGGUGGGACUCAAAAUCCAGUAUCUUCUCCUGGGAUGUCUCAGGAAUUGAGAACAAUGACGACCAAUAGCUCAGAUCCCUUUCUUAACAGUGGCACCUAUCACUCUCGAGAUGAGAGCACAGACAGCGGACUAAGCAUGAGCAGCUACAGUGUCCCUCGGACCCCAGACGACUUCUUGAACAGUGUUGAUGAAAUGGAUACAGGUGACACUAUCAACCAAAGCACCCUACCCUCACAGCAGAACCGUUUCCCAGACUAUCUUGAAGCCAUUCCUGGGACAAAUGUGGACCUUGGAACACUGGAAGGAGAUGGAAUGAACAUAGAAGGAGAGGAGUUGAUGCCAAGUCUACAAGAAGCUUUGAGUUCUGACAUCCUUAAUGACAUGGAGUCUGUUUUGGCCGCCACCAAGCUAGAUAAAGAAAGCUUUCUUACAUGGUUAUAGAGCCCUCAGGUAGACUGAAUUCUAAAUCUGUGAAGGAUCUAAGGAGAUAUACCUGAAAUUUCCAAAUAAGCCGGUUGUGAUCUUCUGGCUAAUACAGAAAAAGAUGAACAAACGUCCAGCAAGAUUCUUUCAUCCACUAUUUUGCUCUUCCUUGUCCAUUGCUGCUGUUAAUAUAUUGCUGACCUCUUCCAUGUUUGGCUCUAAAGAAUCAAAAAAAACUUUUUUUGUUUCUUUUGCUAUUAUAACUACUGUUUGUUUUGGGGGCUGGGGGAAGUGAGCCUGUUUGGAUGAUGGAUGCCAUUCCUUUUGCCCAGUUAGACGUUCACCAGUCAUUUUAACUAAAUACUCAGACUUGGAAGUCAAAUGCUUCACGUCACAGCAUUUAGUUUGUUCAAGCAAUUGUUUCUUCAGCUGCCUUUGGCCAGUGGAAAAACAUGACUUACUGGUCUGACAAGCCAAAAAUGUUGUAUCUGAUAUUAAGUACUUAUGCUGAUUUGAAGAGAUAGCUGAAACCAAGGCUGAAGACUGUUUUACUUUCAGUGGGUUUUUUUUCCUCCUAGUGCUAUCAUUAGUCACAUAGUGACCUUGAUUUUAUUUUAGGAGCUUAUAAGGCUUGAGAUAAUUUCCAUAGAAAUAUAUUAAUUAUUGCCACAUACUCUAGUAUAGGUUUUGGUGGGUUUUAUUGUGGUUUUUUGUUGUUGUUGUUUUUGGUUUCUUUUUUGUUUGUUUUUUGUCUUGGUUGGGGUUUUUAUUGUUUGGGGGUUUCUUUUUUUUCUUUUUUUUCUUUUUUUUUUUUUUUUUUGUUGUUGUUGUUGUUUCUCAGAACUUAGGCAAAUUACCAUUAUAGUGAAUCUGUUUAUACUUGUAGCUUGGGACAGUUAUUGUAGUUCCUUUGGUAAAUCUACAUGUCCUGGUUUUUUUUACCAUCUUAUUGAAAUCUUGGUAAUCUGCUCUCUCUAUAUAUACCCACACACACACUUAUAAUGUUUAUGAUAGUGUGAUAGCAGAAUGUAUCUUUUUUUUUUUAAGUUUUCCCUACUUUCCAAUUUAUUUUAAAAUGGUAGCUUUGAAUGUAUGCAUUUAGAAUACAUGACUAGUAGUUUAUAUUUCACAGGUAGUUUAAAUCUGGUUGGGGCAGUCUGCAAAUGUUGGUGGUAGUUUAGUGUUCUAGAAAGGGCUGUUAUUAUGGGUAGUGCCUAGCGGAGUCCUGUAUGCCCUCUGGGCACACAAUGGAUAUUAUCUGAUGAAUUUGAAAGAAGCAAACAAGAAAUGGCUUUAUUAUCCCCUGGUUAGUCCCUCAGACUAAUUUACGUCUUGAUGGGAAAUCACUGAGUUAGGUUCAUAGUGUACAUGACAGAAGUAAGCUUUAUAUAGUGGUUUACCUUCCUUUAGCUUUGAAAGUUUACCUUUGCCUUAGUUUUGGAAGUAAAUUCUAGUACUCUAGUUCUCUUUUGUAAUGAACACAUUAAGGACUACAUUGAAAUAUUACCUACAAAAUCGUUCUUCUAAGACUUGCUUCUGCUUCUGUAUGCUGAGAAUUGACCCUGGAUAGUGUAUAGAAUACUGUAAGGUCAUAAGUUAGCUGGUAAAGUGAUCAGAUUAAUGUAUAUUGGUAGUUGAAUUUAGCAAAGAAAUAGAGAUAAUCAUGAUUAUACUUUUAUUUUUACUGGAAGAGAUAUAACUAGAGUAUGUGUCUACAGGAGUAAUAAUGUUUUCCAAAGAGUAUUUUUAAAGGAACAAAAUGAGCAUGAAUCAAACCUUCAGUAUAAGCUAUGAAGUAAUACUUGGUUGUGAAUUAUAGUGGUAUCAGCUAGCACCUCUAUGAUUAAGGGUCUUUCAGUGUUUCUAGAGUAAGCCCUUAUUUUCAAGGGUUUAUAAGACAUAAAAUCUCUUUUCCUGGCUAAAACUGCUAUGAAAAGCCUCAGCUUAGGAAGACAAGUAUUGUUUUUUUUCUUUCUUUCUGAUUACAGAAUCUAAGCAUUUUGACCCUUCAAUUUAGAGGAGUGCAAAAGUUGGAAGUAAGAAGUUUUAUAUUAAGUAAUUUCAGUGCUCAAAAUGCAAUCACUGUGUUGUAUAUAAUGAUUCAUAGGUUGAUCAUUCAUAAUAAUUGACUCUAAGGCUAUUAUUAAGAAAACAGAAGAAAGAUUAAAUCUUGAAUUAAGUCUGGGGGGAAAUGGCCACUGUGCAGAUGUAUUGAUUUUUUUAGAGGAAUAAUGAAAUUCUGCCUAGAAUGCAUAAUUGAGUUUAUGGAUGGAUGAUACAGCAUGUUGGCUUUUUUAUGUGCAGAAGAUCAAAGCUACUUGGAAGGAGUGCUUACAAUUUGCCAUUAAGCCACAAAUUAAGAUCGCAUUUUAUAUAUCAGCAGAGUAGCUUUAGAUUAGGGGAGAGGGUGGGAAGGUGGGAGGGGAGUUGUGAAGACUUAGUGGGACCUUGAUAGAGAACUUUAUAAGCUUCUUUUUCUUCAAUAAAGACUUGUCUUGCAUCUUGCUGUCAUUAAAGUCAGUUGUUCCUAAAAUUUUAAUCACUCAAGUACACCCACAAAACAAAACUACGGAGUUCUUCAUUUCCUCUCACCUUUAAUUUACCCAGUUAUACCUCAGUGUUGAAGCAGCACCGUGGUACCUAACAGACAUGGUGCUUUGAUCUUAUCGUACCCUCUGUACUCACCUGAAGGAGACCUAAGCCUUUCUCUUUCUGAGUUUGAAUCACAGCCUUGACGUGCUCUUCCUUGUUUUAUGUCCUUAUUCCUAAUGUAACGUGUUUAACUGCUUCUUGGUUGUAUUGGGUGGCAUUGGGAUAAGAUUUUAACUGGGUAUUCUUGAAUUGCUUUUACAAUAAACCAAUUUUAUAAUCUUUAAAUUUAUCAGCUUUUUACAGUCGUGUUCUUUUUAGUUAGUGCUUCUUAGAUCUACUUAUGGUUGAUGGAGCACAUUGAUUUGGAGUUUCAGAUUUUCCAGAGCACUAUUUGUUAUAAUUACUAUUUUCUAAAUAUAGUGCCUUUUUAAAAAAAGGAAAAAAUAUAAGGAAGUGACUUUUAUACAAACGAUGUUGCUGUUUUAAGUAUUCAUACUAAAUAGAUGCAUUCUAUAUGGAACCUUGGCAGAAACACUGAAAAACUACUUAAUUGUGUAAUUCAUACCAAUCAAUGUUGAAAUUCAAACAGUGCAAAAGUGGGAGGCAAUAUCAAAUGAUUUACAAUUUCAGAGCUUCUGCACAUCUGAGAAGGAAUGCUCGGAUCAAUUUUAUCUUCCAUAAGCACGGUUUUAAAAGAGUUGUGGGUGUGCCUAUCUUAACAAUUGUUUUCUGUAUCUUGAAAAAGUAUUCUCCACAUUUUAAAUGUUUUAUAUUAGAGAAUUCUUUAAUGCACACUUGUCAAAUAUAUAUAUAUAGUACCAAUGUUACCUUUUUAUUUUUUGUUUUAGAUGUUAAGAGCAUGCUCAUAUGUUAGGUACUUACAUAAAUUGUUACAUUAUUUUUUCUUAUUUGUAAUACCUUUUUGUUUAUAUGGUUCAAAUAUAUUCUUUCUUUAAACUGUU
Orcinus orca (killer whale) is the source of this 5696-nucleotide messenger RNA. It is a transcript of the gene YAP1, whose product is annotated as Yes1 associated transcriptional regulator. The record is from RefSeq and is a predicted model, not a curated record. Lineage: Eukaryota; Metazoa; Chordata; Mammalia; Artiodactyla; Delphinidae. Gene Ontology annotation, molecular function: protein binding; transcription corepressor activity; transcription coactivator activity. Gene Ontology annotation, biological process: positive regulation of transcription by RNA polymerase II; hippo signaling. The coding region runs from base 625 to 2160 and encodes 511 amino acids. The transcript has 9 exons. Gene Ontology annotation, cellular component: nucleus; cytoplasm.